GGAAUGGCGGUAUGCUGUUGCUUGUGCACGCGCACACUCACACACGGAGCUCCACCUUGUGCGGCUCGUGAACCUCCUUCACAAUCCUCUGCGUUCAUUCUCAUCAGUGGAGCUUCAUGGACGGGCAGGAAUGGCUGGAUCACGGAGACUUGUUCAUUUUUUCACGGCUUUAUGCGUGUUUCUGUGCUGCAGCGCUUCGGUGAACGGAGGAAAGAGAGGAAACUCGGAUAAAUGCAACUACAAGGGAACGCAGUCCUCCAGCGGCGAUGAGAGCGGUCGCAAACUCGCAGUCACGUUUCGAAAUGACAACUGUUCUCUCAACUGGAAUCCGCUGGGGAAACACGCCAUCCAUGAAGUGAACAACAUCACCUACAGUCACUUGUCAUGUGACAGCCAGGCGGCCGUGGUGGUCCAUUGGAUGGCCAGCCCUCUCGGUAUUGAACAUGUGAAAGGAUUCAGAGUGUAUCUGGAGGACAAGAACCCCGAGGGAAAACAGUGCCAGCACAUGAUCCUGAAGGAUCCGCGGCAGCUUAAUUUCUCUUACAAAACCAUUAGGAUGAGCUCACAGCCCUUCGCAGGUCUCGCCUUUGAAUCCGACUACAUGGUCAGGAUUGUGCCAUUUCCCACGUUCCUGAACGACAGCUUCUUUCCACCAUCUUUUCUGCGCACUAACACUUGUGAAGUGCUUCUUGGCCCGGAUAACCUCGUCUGCAAACCAUUUUGGAAGCCCAAGAUGCUGAAUGUUUCUCAGCUGGGAUCUAAUUUGCAUGUUGUGUUUGACCACGCCCCUUCCACAUUCGGCUUCACCAUCUACUACCUGUACUACAAGCUGAGACAGGAGGGGCCCUUCAGACUGAAGCGCUGCAAACCUGAGCAAAAUGGCCCCAAAACAACAUGUGUUUUACAAGACGUCACUCCAGGAACGUAUGCAAUAGAGCUUCGUGAUGACAACAACACAACCAGAAAACAGACACAGUACCAUGUGAGCCAAGUUCAUUCCCCGUGGGCCGGACCGAUACGCGCCAUGGCCAUCACCGUUCCACUGGUCAUCAUGUCCGCCUUUGCCACCCUCUUCACCGUCAUGUGUCGUAAGAAACAGCAAGAGAACAUCUACUCCCACCUGGACGAGGAGAGCUCAGAGUCGUCGUCUCAGACCACGGCGCUGAACGUCGAAAGGCCCUGGCCAAGGCCCAAGAUCUUCAUCUGUUACUCCAGUAAAGACUGUCCCAAACAUCUCGCUGUCAUCCAGAGCUUCGCCUUCUUCCUGCAGGACUUCUGCGGGUGUGAGGUGUCUCUGGAUCUCUGGGAACAUCUGGAGAUCUGUAAGGAGGGUCAGAUGGCUUGGCUGAGCCGGCGUAUCGAUGAGGCUCACUUCAUCAUCACCGUCUGCUCCAAAGGUCUGAAGUAUUUUGUGGAGAAAAGACACCGCAAGGGCAAGGCCACGUCGAAGGAGAACAACCGAGAACCGAGCGUGAGCGGAGACGCCGGCAGCAGCAGCAGGGAUCUGUUCAUCGUGGCCACAGCUAUAAUCGCAGAAAAACUCAAAGCGGUGCAGCAGAAGUCCUCCGAUCUCUCGCGCUUCAUGGCGGUGUACUUCGACUACUCUCACGAGAGCGACGUUCCGACUUUACUCAGCCUGGCGCCAAAAUUUAAACUCAUGGACCAGCUGCCGCAGCUCUUCGCCCGACUGCAUUCCCGCCAGCUCAGCCUGACCGACCGCGAGCCGCAGCCGCCAAACGUCAGCAAACGCAACUAUUUCCGCAGCAAAUCGGGCCGCUCGCUGUACGUGGCCAUCUGUAACAUGCACCAGCACAUCGAUCAGGAGCCCGACUGGUUCGAGAAGCAGCUCAUGCCGCCGCCGGCGCCCAACAAACGCGCCGUUCCACCUCCCGAUUCGGGGCUCGUCCUGAACGAGGUGAAGCUGAAACUUCCCUCAGAGAGCGACUGCCCGGUGAGGAGCAACGUCCUGAUCCUGCCGGCGACGCCGGGACUUUGUUCGCUGAGUCUGUCGCAGGAUGAACUGGGGGAAGGUUCAUCGAGUCGGGACGUGGGUUCGUCCAGGCCGGUUCUUCAUAUGGAUGGAUCAGCCAGUCCUCCGGAGAUGCCCAGAGACUCUGGGAUCUAUGAUUCAUCCGUGCCCUCGUCUGAACUCUCCAUCCCGCUGAUGGAAGGACUCUCGCCGGAUCAUGCCGACAACUCGUCUCUGGCCGACAGUGUGUCCUCCUCCUCGGGACUUGGUGACGAGGAGCCCCCUGCUGUCAGCUCACUGCAUUGCGCAGGACCCACCAUAUGCAAGGCAGAGCUCCAUCACAACAUACUUCAGAGUGAAGGACUCAUAGCCGCUGCCUCCACCUAGUGGCCUUUAACUGAACUUGCAUCGCCACUUUAAUUUCUAAACAUGCCACUGACUUGGACAAGCUGCCAACGAGUCUUUCUCGUCACAUUAAAAUCCCUUCAUCAGGGAAUAUCUUUGACGGACUAGAUCUUAAGGGAUUGGACCAUUGCAGUGUCUGAAAACUGCAGGCGCUUUUUAACCAAAGUGGUUGUGUACUAGGUAUGCACCCGUGUUUGUGUUUGCAUUACUACAAAUGAACCGAUGUCAUUCAGUCCUUCUUGCCUUAAAUGGGUUUCCAGUGCCAUGAACCUGUGGACGUGACCGUUAUACUGUCAUUCUAACAUGUCAUUUCACUUUUAUUUAUUGUAUUAAGUGGCUCAGUUGUGUGGGAUAACAUGUGGUGCUCACUGCAGACGUGUGUAGAUUAGCACUUGUGUUUUUUAGCCCUGGUAUCGUUUCACUGAAGCCGUUUUGAGGUAACGCUCGAUUUUAGAAGCAUAUCAAGAGCUUUUUAAUGAUUUUAGGCCUUUAUUUUUUUUAAAUGGAUCUUAAAAAAAGUUUCAGAAAAGCAUAAACAGAUUAGCAUAGGUCUAAUGCUUGUUUAUGGCAAAGGGAAGUACCAGCUAAAAAAUUGAGAUGUGCCAUUUUGUUAACUUUAUUUGUGUACUCUGUUUUAUCCAGGUUUUGUACAGUUUUUAUUAGAAUAUUAGGUGAUUUCUACAUUAUAUAAACUUUGUACUGUUUUAUAGUACUCUAAUGUAGGAGAUACGACUUAAUAAAACUAAGAUUUAUAUGCA
This is a messenger RNA of Ctenopharyngodon idella (grass carp), 3132 nucleotides long. RefSeq names its product interleukin 17 receptor D (gene il17rd). NCBI's taxonomy places the organism in Eukaryota, Metazoa, Chordata, Actinopteri, Cypriniformes, Xenocyprididae. Gene Ontology annotation, molecular function: interleukin-17 receptor activity. The transcript has 13 exons. The coding region runs from base 131 to 2356 and encodes 741 amino acids. The record is from RefSeq and is a predicted model, not a curated record.